AUGGCGGCGCCCGCCGGUGCGGUAGAGGCGGAGGAAGGUCCGGCUUUGGGGAGGCUGGAGGAGGAGGCGCGGCGGCGGCGGGAGAGGCUGCGGGCCCUGCGGCAGCGCACGCUUCAGAAUAAGGACAGCGGCGAACGUGAGAACAAGCAGCUCGGAGAAGAUGACGAAGAGGAGGCCGUCAAGCACAAGCCUGAAUUAUUCAGGAGAGGUGUAAAAAGAAGAGCCUUGAAAAGGGGGAGAAUUAGCAUCUGAAUAUCGGGGAGGGAGCUCAAACUGCGAAACUACGAGCCUGAAGAUGAGGAGCUGAAGAAGAGGAAGGUCCCCCAGGCCAAGCCAGCCUCAGUGGAAGACAAGGUGAAGGACCAGCUGGAGGCCGCUAAGCCGGAGCCCAUCAUCGACGAGGUGGAUCUGGCAAACCUGGCCCCCAGGAAGCCAGACUGGGAUUUGAAGCGAGAUGUAGCCAAGAAACUGGAGAAGCUGGAGAAGAGGACGCAGAGAGCCAUCGCUGAAUUGAUACGAGAGCGGUUGAAAGGGCAGGAGGAGGAGCUGGCGUCCGCUGUCGGGUCAGCAAAGCAGGAGGGAAGUGAUUCCGACUGAGGAGGUUCAUCCGGCAGCCUCGGGCACGGGCUCUGCGGAUCUGCCUCUGCCAGCACCACCCAGCCCAUUGCUCUCAGGUGGAGGCACCUCGUUGGGACACGCUGCUCACCAACGCUUUGCCAGAAGCCCGUGGAUCCUACCAUGCCUGAAGGAGAGGGGCAGAUCCGAGGAGCCCUGCUGUUCUUUCUUGGACUACGGCUGUUCCUCUGUUGAGGAACACUUCACAGAUAGCUUUUUGGCACCACGGGGCGCUGAGGGGAGCUAGACAGACACCCAUGUUAGCUUGAACCUAGGCUACCAGGACUCAGAGCAAGGAAGGUGUGGGCAAAAGGGCUAGUGCCAGAGCUGGUAAAUCCAGGCUAACUCUCCUCUCACUUGCUGGGUGAGCAAGCAGAUGCCCACACAGCCUACAGCAGCCCUUAGAGAGGUGCUGGCAUUUCCCAGGGGCCUGAUGUAACUGCCGGUGUAACUGCCACGUGGGGAAACAACGAGGGCUCUCGCUCCGGAGAGCUGGCUGUGAGUAUUUGAGAGUAUCCGUGGUCAGACCCAGCACAUGCAGAAUAACUCUGCUGGAAGGGGCUGUGUGGCUCAGGACCUGUUGGCUGCUCUGUGUCCAGCUGAGGUUAAUGUGGGGUUUGUUCUGUUCCCCAA
Gavia stellata (red-throated loon) is the source of this 1248-nucleotide messenger RNA. It is a transcript of the gene CCDC12, whose product is annotated as coiled-coil domain containing 12. The transcript is spliced from 8 exons. The record is from RefSeq and is a predicted model, not a curated record. Gene Ontology annotation, cellular component: post-mRNA release spliceosomal complex; U2-type spliceosomal complex. Lineage: Eukaryota; Metazoa; Chordata; Aves; Gaviiformes; Gaviidae.